Molecule: messenger RNA, 681 nt
Organism: Schistosoma mattheei
Lineage: Eukaryota; Metazoa; Platyhelminthes; Trematoda; Strigeidida; Schistosomatidae
Source: the annotation of a GenBank genome assembly
AUGCUGUACUUAGUAGGCCUGGGUUUAGGCUCCUUCUCAGAUUUGACAAUGAAGGGUUAUGAUGUACUCAAAAAGUGUGAUUAUGUGUAUCUUGAUAGUUACACUUCCAUAUUCUCUGAGGAAGAGUUAAAGGCAUUGGAUAUCAAUGGAAAAUGCAUACUUCCAGCCGAUCGGGAAUUCGUGGAGCAAAGCAAUGAAAUUAUAGAUCGAGCGAAGAACCAUGACGUCGCGUUUCUUGUAGUAGGUGAUCCUUUAGGAGCAACUACACAUAGUGAUAUUAUAUUGAGGGCUGUAGAAAAAAAUAUAUCUUACCAAAUUAUUCACAAUGCGUCAGUUAUAACUGCAGUCGGUUGUUGUGGCUUGCAGCUCUAUAACUUUGGUGCAACUGUAUCAAUCCCUUUGUGGGAUGAAUUUGGUCAUCCGGAAAGCUUUUAUGACAGAGUAAUAAUGAAUAUGAAAAGCGGAUUUCAUACACUAUGUUUGCUGGAUAUCAAGGUAAAGGAGCGUUCUUUGGAAAACAUCCUACGUGACCGCAAAGUAUACGAACCCUCCCGCUUUAUGUCCUGCUAUGAAGCUGUACACCAAAUAGUGGACGUCAGUAAUAGAAAAGCAGAUGAUCAGCGGAGCAAAGGAAAUACAGCUGUUAUGAAGUCCUGUAUUGUAAUUUGCUUAUCCGAUUAG